Messenger RNA from Alligator sinensis (Chinese alligator), 1114 nucleotides. It is a transcript of the gene SLC25A4, whose product is annotated as solute carrier family 25 member 4. The annotation marks the transcript as partial. Gene Ontology annotation, biological process: mitochondrial ADP transmembrane transport; mitochondrial ATP transmembrane transport. The record is from RefSeq and is a predicted model, not a curated record. Gene Ontology annotation, cellular component: mitochondrial inner membrane. The transcript is spliced from 4 exons. NCBI's taxonomy places the organism in Eukaryota, Metazoa, Chordata, Crocodylia, Alligatoridae. Gene Ontology annotation, molecular function: ATP:ADP antiporter activity.
GCCCCCGCGGAGCGGGUCAAGCUGCUGCUGCAGGUCCAGCAUGCCAGCAAACAGAUCACAGUUGAGAAGCAAUACAAAGGGAUCAUUGACUGUGUCGUAAGGAUCCCCAAGGAACAAGGCAUCAUUUCCUUCUGGAGAGGCAACCUUGCCAAUGUCAUCCGUUACUUCCCCACUCAGGCCCUCAACUUUGCCUUCAAGGACAAGUACAAGCAGAUUUUCCUGGGGGGAGUGGACAGGCACAAGCAGUUUUGGCGUUACUUUGCUGGAAACCUGGCCUCUGGAGGUGCUGCAGGAGCCACUUCCCUCUGCUUUGUCUACCCGCUGGAUUUUGCCAGGACCAGGCUGGCAGCUGAUGUGGGCAAAGGGUUGAGCGAGAGAGAGUUCACUGGCCUGGGCAACUGCAUUGCCAAGAUUUUCAAAUCUGAUGGCUUGAGGGGCCUCUAUCAAGGAUUCAACGUGUCAGUCCAGGGCAUCAUUAUCUACAGAGCAGCCUAUUUUGGGGUCUAUGACACAGCCAAGGGUAUGAUGCCUGAUCCCAAGAAUGUGCAUAUCAUAGUGAGCUGGAUGAUCGCCCAGUCUGUCACUGCUGUAGCAGGGCUGGUUUCCUACCCCUUUGACACUGUCCGACGUAGGAUGAUGAUGCAGUCUGGCAGAAAGGGAGCUGACAUCAUGUACAAGGGCACAAUUGAUUGCUGGAAGAAGAUAGCUAAAGAUGAAGGACCCAGAGCUUUCUUCAAGGGUGCCUGGUCCAACGUGCUGAGAGGCAUGGGAGGUGCUUUCGUAUUAGUAUUGUAUGAUGAGAUCAAGAAAUUUGUCUAAAGUAAACAAAACCACUUGGUUCAAUUGUUCCAGAUCUAUUUUGUAAUAUAUUACUUGUGAUUUAAUGGGCAACAACAUAUUUCCUAGGGAAACUAAGAAUGGAGGUUACGAGGCAAAUCCACUUCAGAGAUAAGGAUGCAUAAGGUUAUUUAAUGGUUGUCCACUAGAUCACAAUUAUAUUUUGUAUGAAAAUUCCUCAUACAUUUGUUUCAACCUACAUGUGUAUAUGUAUACAUAUAUAUUAAAGUUAAUAUCCUGCCAAAUGCCCAAUAAAGUAUUGUUCCAAUGUUUAGAA